UGUUGGAUACCAUACCACCGCAAAGUUGCGAGGAAAACAACUUCUCCCACGUUUGUUUACGUUUGGCCAGACCAGGACGCCAUGUCGAAUCCGCAGGAGGAACUGCUGCCGCCCAGUGCCGAGGACGACGAGCUGACUCUGCCGAGGGCCAGCAUCAACAAGAUCAUCAAGGAACUGGUGCCCACGGUGCGGGUGGCCAACGAGAGUCGCGAGCUGAUUCUCAAUUGCUGCUCCGAGUUCAUCCACCUAAUUAGUUCGGAGGCCAACGAGGUGUGCAACAUGCGCAACAAGAAGACGAUCAACGCGGAGCACGUCCUGGAGGCGCUGGAGCGUUUGGGUUUCCAUGACUACAAGCAAGAGGCGGAGGCUGUGCUGCACGACUGCAAGGAGGUGGCCGCCAAGCGAAGGCGCCAGAGCACACGCCUGGAGAACCUGGGCAUCCCAGAAGAGGAGCUUCUGCGCCAGCAACAAGAGCUGUUCGCCAAGGCACGCGAGGAACAGGCACGCGAGGAGCAGCAGCAGUGGAUGAGCAUGCAGGCAGCGGCCAUGGUGCAGCGACCGCCGCUGGUCGACGGCUCAAUUGCUAGUAAGCCCAGUGAAGAUGACGAGGACGAGGACGAUGACGACUACUAGUAAGAAAGUUUGGCUUUCUAUGAGCCUAAUGUAGUUUUAAUCUUAAAAUAUAUGCCAUAAGUUGAAAAGUCA
This is a messenger RNA of Drosophila rhopaloa, 705 nucleotides long. It is a transcript of the gene NC2beta, whose product is annotated as protein Dr1. The coding region runs from base 82 to 633 and encodes 183 amino acids. Lineage: Eukaryota; Metazoa; Arthropoda; Insecta; Diptera; Drosophilidae. Gene Ontology annotation, molecular function: protein heterodimerization activity; TBP-class protein binding; general transcription initiation factor activity. The record is from RefSeq and is a predicted model, not a curated record. Gene Ontology annotation, biological process: chromatin remodeling; positive regulation of transcription by RNA polymerase II; negative regulation of transcription by RNA polymerase II. The transcript has a single exon. Gene Ontology annotation, cellular component: negative cofactor 2 complex.